Messenger RNA from Ostrinia nubilalis (European corn borer), 556 nucleotides. RefSeq names its product cuticle protein CP14.6-like. Gene Ontology annotation, cellular component: chitin-based extracellular matrix. Bases 16 to 453 code for a protein of 145 amino acids. Gene Ontology annotation, molecular function: structural constituent of chitin-based larval cuticle. The record is from RefSeq and is a predicted model, not a curated record. The transcript has 4 exons. Lineage: Eukaryota; Metazoa; Arthropoda; Insecta; Lepidoptera; Crambidae.
CUUACCUCUGACACAAUGAAAUCCUUCGUAGCCGUCUUCGCCCUCGUGGCUCUCGCCGCCGCCGAUGUGGUGCACCUGCCACGCGGCGCCGGCGCCGACGCCGACGCCCAGAUUGUCAAGCAGGAGGCCGACGUCGGCCCCGAGAGCUUCCAAUUCAGCUACCAGACCAGCAACGGCAUCGCCGGUCAGGAGAGCGGAGCCCUGAAGAACGUUGGCAGCGAAGCCGAGGCUAUCUCCGUCCAGGGAUCCAACCAGUACACCGCCCCCGGUGGUGAGGUUAUUUCUCUGACCUACACCGCUGACGAGAACGGCUACCAGCCCCAGGGUGCUCACCUCCCCACUCCCCCCGCGCCCGAGGCCAUCCCCGAAUACAUCGUCAGGUCCAUCAAGUACAACGCCGAACACGCCGCGCGCGAGGCGAGCCCACAAAGCGCUUACAAGGCAAGGUUCUAAACCUUCAACUAGUCGAUAAUUUACAAUACUUCAUGAAAUAUCACUGCCUAUGAUGUCACCUCUAGUCUAAGCUUGUAAAUGAAUUAAAAUACACUUAAUUGUA